This is a messenger RNA of Phytophthora sojae, 1026 nucleotides long. RefSeq lists its product as hypothetical. The record is from RefSeq and is a predicted model, not a curated record. Lineage: Eukaryota; Oomycota; Peronosporomycetes; Peronosporales; Peronosporaceae. Bases 1 to 1026 code for a protein of 341 amino acids. The transcript is spliced from 7 exons.
AUGUUUCUCGCUCUCUCUUGCUGGGACGCCACGUUAAUACAUUCGAUCACGAUACCUGCGGGUCUGUACUGGAACGUAUUAGCGAAGACGUACCGGUCCCCAAUUCUGGCGGGGGCAGGUCGUCUUAGACUGCGACGCUUCGCAGCUUGCCACUCGGAGACCGCACGCCCUGAUAAUCGUAACCUCCUCGCCUCUCAGCCUCUGCGUCAUCGUAGUCUGCCAUCGACACACCGCAAACACCGCAAUGAGCAGCACGUCGUAUUCCGACCAAAGAGGGAGAGUGAGGGCCACGACAUGAUGAGGCACAAGGGCGUUGAUCUGCGUCGUGAAUGGUUCGAAGGAGAGCAGGAGGCAGCGGAACCGAAGAUGGCAUUUCAUUUCCAACAGUUUACGGUAGGUAGAGCUGUCCUUGAGGUGCUUGGCGCCGAUGUUGUCCGGGAGCUUCUGGAAGAAGGCGUUAAGUUGGGUAUAGCUGGGCAUCCUGCGCUCUUCGUCCGCUUCAGCCGCCGUCUUCUAGCUGCCCUUGAGGUGGCGACUAAUAGUGCUCUCUUCGUUGUUGAGCGUGGGGUUCGAGUUGGCUGCGACGUCGUUGGCCUGGACGGAGUUGUCGAGGCCGUUGGUGCUCGCAACGUGGGCGGUUGCACGAGCAAUGUUGCAGUUGGCAAAGCACACGCCAGCCCGCUUCGCAGAAUGUGCUUGGGACGCAGUAGCAGAGGCAGCGAUCGCGUCGAUUCCGGACGUGCAGUGACGUCGUUCGAUGGAAGGAGGCCGGUUCUGAGCUCAAGGACCGCAGCUGGCCGAUUGCGUUGCUUGUUUUGCACUGACCAGAGCGAAUCGAGAAAUGAGCGCAUUGCAAGAAGGGGUACAGUAGCGCAUUGGCACAGAGCAUCUCUGAGAUGGGGACGUCAUUUCUACCGGCACGACUCGUUUCGCGCCCAGGUCCCUGCAUCUUUGAGCUGUGCCGGGAAGUGCUGGUGGCUCAACAAGCUCGAGCAGAAUCCAACCAACGUUCAUCGCGACUAUUAA